CCUCACGUGACGCAGCCCUGUCCCGCGCGAGCCACCGUCGCGGCAAGAUGGCGGCGGCGGAGUCCAGCGACAGCGAGGAGGAGGAUCUGGUGAGCUAUGGGACCGCGCUGCAGCCCCUGCAGGAGGGUGAACGAAUUAAAAAGCCAGUUCCUCUUCAAGAACAGACUGUUAAAGAUGCAAAGGGACGAUAUCAGCGUUUCCAUGGAGCGUUUACUGGUGGUUUCUCUGCUGGUUACUUUAACACUGUUGGCACAAAGGAAGGAUGGACUCCUUCAGCUUUUGUAUCAUCACGGCAGAAGAGAGCAGACAGAACCGUUCUUGGACCAGAAGACUUCAUGGAUGAAGAGGAUCUUAGUGAAUUUGGGAUAGCACCAAAAGAUAUUACAACCACAGAUGACUUUGCAUCCAAAGCUAAAGACAGAAUAAAAGAGAAAGCUAGACAAAUUGCAGGAGUAGUUGCUGCCAUUCCAGGAACCACCGCAUUUGAUGAUUUAAUAGGACCAUCAAAAAUAACAGUUGGGGUUGAACUGUUACGAAAAAUGGGCUGGAAAGAAGGACAAGGAAUUGGACCACGAGUCAAAAGAAAGCCACGCAGGCAGAAACCUGACCCUGCAGUGAAAGUAUAUGGUUGUGCGUUACCACCUGGACUGUCUGAGGGUUCUGAGGAUGAAGAGGAUGAAUACCAGCCAGAGAAUGUGACAUUUGCACCAAAAGAUGUAAUGCCUGUAGAUUUGACUCCAAAAGAGAAUGUCCAUGGACUUGGCUAUAAGGGUUUGGACCCCUCACAAGCUUUGUUUGGUGUAUCUGGAAGAGAACACCUGAAUCUUUUUACAGGUGGUUCUGAAGACACAAGCAAUUUACUUGGUGAUCUGAGACACAGUAAAGGAAGAAAACUAGGUAUUACGGGUCAGGCUUUUGGCGUAGGAGCUUUAGAGGAGGAAGAUGAUGAUAUUUAUGCAACUGAAACACUGUCAAAAUAUGAUACAGUUCUAAAAGAUGAGGAGCCUGGAGAUGGCUUGUAUGGCUGGACAGCGCCUAAGCAGUAUAAAUCAAAAAAAAGGUCUGAAAGAGAAGUUAAAUAUAUAGGCAAAAUCUUGGAUGGUUUUUCCUUGGCAUCAAAAUCAUCAACUCCAAGCAAGAUUUAUCCACCACCUGACCUGCCACGAAAUUACAGACCAGUCCAUUACUUUCGACCUGUGAUAGCAGCUGGGAAUGAAAACUACCGUUUACAGAAGGCAUUAGAGGAAUCAACUGGAAAACUUGAGACUGAUACGACACAACAAAGCAGACAUGCUUUGAAUGCGUCUCAGAGGAGGGAACGACUAGGAGAGACUGGUCUAAAAGGUCCGGCUCCUUCUGUUUUGGAAUACCUGUCUGAGAAAGAUAGAGAAAGACUCAAAGAAGUGAAACAAGCAUCUGAACAGCAAAUGAAAGCAAAAAUACUGCCUCAGCAGUCACGAAAUAGCAGAUUCCAGCCAGCCUCCCCAGAUGAUGCUUCUCAAAAAGGCAAAUGUUGUUGGGGGGGGCAGUUAGCAAAUGCUGGUUCUAGUGACUUCAAACCAUUUGCAAGAAAUCCAGAAAAACAAAAAAGAUAUGAAAGUUUUGUGAAAAGUCUUAAACAAGGAGAAAAAGUAGAUACAUUGGAGCAUUAUUUAGAUCCGAGUAUGACAGAAUGGGAGCGAGGAAGAGAACAAGAGGAGUUCUUCCGUGCAGCAAUGUUUUACAAAUCCUCAAAUUCAACACUGUCAUCCAGGUUUACCAGGGCCAAAUAUGAAGAUGAUGUUGACAAAGUCGAAGUUCCUCGGGACCAAGAGAAUGAUAUUGAUGAUAAGGAAACUGCUGUGAAGAUGAAGAUGUUUGGCAAACUGACAAGAGACGCGUUUGAAUGGCAUCCUGAAAAACUGUUGUGUAAAAGAUUUAAUGUUCCUGAUCCAUAUCCUGAUUCUUCCAUUGUUGGGCUACCGAAAGUGAAACGAGACAAGUAUUCUGUGUUUAAUUUCUUAACUCUGCCUGAGCCCACCACAUCUGUAACUCAAGCAACAAAUGAAAAAAUCCAACAGAAUAACAGUGUCAACAAACCAAAGAAACCUUCAAGAUGGGAUGUGUCAGAUAAAGAGAAGGAGAAAAAAGAUUCUAUCAGUGAAUUCAUUAGUCUUGCUAGAUCAAAAGCUGAUGUUCAGCAGCAACCACCAUUGCCAGCGACAGAAGAAUGUGGAACUGGGCUGAGUGAAACUCUUCCCACUGAGGUAGCUAAUGAAGAGAAGGAUCAGGAAGAAGAAAGCAGACCAUCCAUGGACUUAUUUAAGGCCAUCUUUGUGAGUUCCUCAGAUGAAAAAUCAUCUUCCUCUGAAGAAGAGAGUGAUGAUGAACAGCAACCAAGUACUUCAGUAACCGAUUCAGAAACCACCAAGCAAGUUGAUCUACCAGACAGUUCUUCAUCUAAUGUACAAGAGAAUGUGACUGCUACAACUGAUCCUGGUGUUUCUUUGUUGCCUACUUCAAAGCAGGAACUGGAUGCAACAGAGGAAUUUGGACCAAAGUUGCCUCCAGCUUUUUCUUCCGGCCCUACUUGGCAACAAGAACCAGUGGUGCCACCAAGUUUUCCUGGGCCUAGUAGGAAAGAAAAACAUAGGAAGAACAGAGAGAAACACAAGACUAAGAGAGAACACAAACACAAAAAGGAAAAGAAAAAGAAACAUAAGAAACAGAAAAACAAAGGAAAACACAAGAAUAAAAAAUCAGAAAAAGACAGCAGCUCAGACACUGCAGAUAGCAGUGACAGCCUUAGUGAUAUAGAUACCACAGGCUUGUCACCCAAAGAACUUCUAAGAAGGGGACACAGCAAUGCUAUCUCAGAUUGCUGCUUUACCUCUGAUGGUCAUUACUUGUGCACAGCAUCCUGGGACAAAAGCUUAAAAAUAUGGGAUAUAAAGACAGAAGAAUUUCGGUGUCAUGAACCUGUUUCCCUGAACGAAGGACAUGAGGGUUCUGUUAGUUCCUGCCUUUUUAGCCAAGAUGCAUCCCUUGUUGUGUCUGGCGGAUAUGACAAAACUAUAGCUAUAUGGGAUACAGAUGCAGGCUAUAAAAAGCUAAGCUUAAAGGGUCAUUUGGACUGGGUGACAGAUGUUGCGAUUAGCAAAAACAAGAAAUGGAUUCUUUCAGCCUCAAAGGAUUCUACUUUGAGAUUGUGGAAUAUUGAAAAGAUGGAUCAUAUUCCUUCAGUGCUAGAAAUCAGAAAAGCAAGAGGCUCAAAAAUUGCUCAGUGUGAAGGAUGUGAAAAAACUUUCUUAUGCCUGCAGCGUAGUGACUCUGAAACGAUAUCCAAGUGUGUAUUCUGUCGUCUGUCUUCUCCAGUGAGAAAAAUUUUGCCAUUGCCACCUUCUGUUUCUCCUGAUGUUUAAAUUAAUCUAGCAGUCUUGGGACAUUAACACAUUUAAGUAUAAAUGGAGUAUCUGUACAUCUUUAUGUAAUACACGUAUAAAGCUAAGACUUUCCACUAACCUUGCUCUACCGUAGUAUUCUGUAUGAAGAAUAAUAAAAUACAUUGUACUAAUCCAUUAAAUAGCUGUGAUAUAUCAGGUAAAGAAUAAAAUCCCCAGGAACAGAAAUCUUUCUUAGGCUGCAUGGUACUAGAGAAUAAAAUUACUUACUUGUCCUUUGGGAAAUUUUAAACAAUUUUAAAUGAAUACACUAGUUCUAAGCUCAAUUUACUAAAGAAAAUAUGUGGAUAUGUAAAUUGUUGACAGGUUUCCUUCCGUUCUUUAGAUAAACCAUUCUUCUUUACUAUGGCAAACAAAGAAUCUUUGCUAUCAGUGAACAUCAGAAAGAGUUCUGUGAGUAAAACCAUGAAUAAGACUAUGACCUUUUUUCUAACUUGUUGCCAUACCCCUUACAAAAAUUUUGUAAAGGAGCUUUCAGGCAUUGAGAGUAAGUUGUGGUUGAUGUCUGACGUGAUGCAGCACAAAUUAAUUCUGUGCAAUAAAGUCUCCUCCAACAAGGAGAGUGGUAUUUUUUCUACCCUUUCUUAGGAGCAACCCUGAGAGGAUUGUAUCUUUUCAGUGUAUGUGAGAAUGUCAAUUAAUAAAAUAUUAAUUGUUUCAAAAUUUUGGGAAGCCUUAUUCCUAAAAAUAGUGUUUUCAACCUUUUCAACAUUGCUUUCUAAAAGGAACUUAAACUGGGGGAAAUAGGUGGAACUGGGCAUGUGACAGCGUGGAAUGCAGUUAAGCUGUGGAAUACAAAGAAAUCUAAGUAGGUAGAUUUUUUCCCUUGUUUAAAUUAUGUGAAUUGUGUAGCAACAAUUACUCUUGAAUCAAGGUUAAAUGAAAAAUAUUUCUAGGGAAUAGUAUGUUUUGUACAGAUUUAUGGCUUUGAAUAAGUAUUACGUGAUAAAUUG
Messenger RNA from Aquila chrysaetos chrysaetos, 4393 nucleotides. It is a transcript of the gene GPATCH1, whose product is annotated as G-patch domain containing 1. The record is from RefSeq and is a predicted model, not a curated record. Gene Ontology annotation, molecular function: RNA binding; protein binding. Gene Ontology annotation, cellular component: nucleus. Gene Ontology annotation, biological process: mRNA processing. NCBI's taxonomy places the organism in Eukaryota, Metazoa, Chordata, Aves, Accipitriformes, Accipitridae.